GGAAAAGCUUGUUGAGUCAACAACCCCCCGAGACUCGUUCCCCCCUCCCUUUUUAAAGCAAGGAAAUGAGCGCGAAGGACUCGGGUGGUCGGCAAGCCCUACUUUGAGGCUGCGAAGCUUGUUUUCCUCUUCAUCCCUCCCCUGCCCGCUCCCCCCUUUGGUAUAUAUAAGUCGUCGUAGGGCGCCCGGCCACGGUUCUCUCAUCGUGGUCCGGGUCUCUCCCUUUCGAUACUCACAUACGUUCUUCCUCACCCCCCCGUUCGUUUCUAAUUCAUUCGUUUCAAUCUAGUCGACACCCAGAUUGCUGUGCAAGCUGCGUUUGUUUGACACAGUUACUUUUUUAUUUAUUGAUUCAAGAAAGAGUUCGUUGUAAUAUAUACACAGCCGCCAAGCAGUGAACCCAACCCUACAGUCGACCGCCAAGAUGAUCUAUCCGCUCGCCCUCACGACGAUCCUCGCCGCCACGGCCACCUUGACUCAUGGCUUGACCGUGCCCGGCUCCUCGUCCACCGGUGGCGGUUUUGGCUUGGGGGUCUUGCCGAGGCAGCAGAAGCAGGCCAAGUCGAGCUGCCUGAACUCAAACCUCAUCCAGAGCGCCAGCGCCCUCACCGGCCAGGAGCCCGGGACGGACGGGAUCAAGGCGGGACAGGCCAAGUCAGAGACCGACCCCAACAACUUCAUCAACUUCUGCGAGGGCCAAACCAUCACCAAUGGGCAGCAGAUCACGGCCGGGUCCUGCAGCGGUGUGCCCCAGGGCAAGAUCCCCGCGCAGAAGAACAUGAUCUCGGCCAUGAUCACGAACCCGCAGCCCGGCACGACGGUCGAGGCCGGCAAGACGUUCAACGUGUCGGUGCAGACUACGCACCUCAAGGCCGGCGUCUUCGUCAACCCGACGACCAACUACUACACGGCGCCGCAGGACCUCGACAGCUCCGGCGACAUCAUCGGCCACUGCCACGUGACGAUCCAGGACAUCGGCUCCCUCAAGUCGACGACGCCGCCGGACCCGACCAAGUUCGCCUUCUUCAAGGGCAUCGACGACGACGGCAACGGCAAGGGACUGCUGCAGGCCGUGGUCGACGGGGGCUUGCCGGCGGGCACGUACCGCGUGUGCACCAUGAUCGCGGCGGCGAACCACCAGCCCGUCAUCAUGCCCGUCGCGCAGCGCGGCGCGCAGGACGACUGCACAAAGUUUGAGGUCACCGGCGGCGGCGGCGGCGCGACGAAGGAUGCCGGUGCGGCGAAGGAUGCCGGUGCGGCGAAGGGGGCCGGUGCGGCGAAGGAUGCCGGUGCGGCGAAGGAUGCCGGUGCGGCGAAGGGGGCCGGCGACGCGACGGCCACGAAGCCUAAGAAGAGCUGCGACGCCACCAAGAAGAAGGAGAAGGAGAAGAAGAAGGGCGGAAACUGAGAGGACCUUGAUGAUGGAGGGGUGAAAGACACGCAGCGGUUGGUUGGUUGCUGAACUUGGAGAUCGGGUCGGGGUCAGGUCAAGAGGGUUUGGUAUACAUAGCUUGCCUUUGUAUCAUGCUCGUGCUGAACCCGGUGCUGGCAGCCGGGUCGCUCGCAGUCAUAGUCCACGUGGCCGCACCACUCUGCCUUUAAUGGCACGACGUUCAUCUCAAGGCAGUGGCUCCGUCCCCGAUCCCGAGUGAAACGUAAGACAUUGCGUCAACGUGAUGUCUCGGUCGUUAGGUAGGUAGGUAGUUGAGAGAUCGUCUUUUGUGGGAAUCGGCCGCUUUUAAGGUUUCCCGUGCUUGGAGGGGGGUGUCGAACUUGCGGGUGAUCGUCACGCCAAGUAGUGGGUGACAAGCAGAAUAAAUUUUCUUUAACAAGACGCUCCAGUGAGACAAGAACAACCAACGGUCUGGC
Molecule: messenger RNA, 1869 nt
Organism: Colletotrichum destructivum
Lineage: Eukaryota; Fungi; Ascomycota; Sordariomycetes; Glomerellales; Glomerellaceae
Exons: 2
Coding region: 425-1408 (327 amino acids)
Source: RefSeq, a predicted model, not a curated record